AUGCGUCUCACUGUGGGGACAUGGCAUCUGGGAUGUAUCGUGUCGGCCGUCGCGACCAUCUUCAUUGGUGACUUGCUUGGACGACGACGCACACUCAUCAUUGGCCUUACAUUCUGGGUCAUUGGCGAGAUCAUCCAAACUUCCUCUUAUAGCUUCCCGCAAUUCAUUGCUGGUCGAGCGAUCGCAGGUUUUGGCAACGGCUUUACUACCUCAACCGCCCCAGCCUACCAAGCAGAAUGCGUCAAAUCGCACCGCAAAGGAACAAUACUUAUGAUCAGCGCCGGGGCCUUCGUUUCCGCCGGCAUCGCCCUCUCGUACUGGUUCGUCUUCGGCUGUGCCUACAUAAGCGAUUCCUCCGCAUCGUGGCGCAUACCCAUUGCCCUGCAGAUUGUAUUUGCGCUACCUGCCAUCUUCAUGCUCAACGUGCUUCCCGAGUCUCCACGUUGGCUGAUUCUGACCGGCCGCGAACAAGAAGCACUCACGGUACUUGCGGCUCUCAACGAUGACGAGCCUGAUAGCUUCGAGACGAAAGACGAGUUCCUACAGAUCAAGGACGCGAUUUUGAUCAUGGCACAGGGCUCGGGCGCAAGCAUGUUCUCGAACAAGGAACGGAGAGGCUUCCAUCGUGUUGUCUUGGCAUAUUUCGUUCAGGUUUUUCAGCAGGGCACUGGGAUCAAUUUGGUCUUGCAGUAUCUUUCCUGGAUCUUCCUUACUCGCAUGUCGUUUGACGGAUGGCUGGCUAGACUACUUGCAUCCUGCUCAGCUACCGUCUACUUUCUUGCUUCCUUCAUCGUUGUAGUGGGUAUUGACCGCUUCUGGGGUCGACGCUCCUUGAUGAUGUUCGGUGCGACGGGCAUGUGCGCUUGCAUGAUUCUUGUCACCGUUCUGCAGUACCUCUGGUCCGAGCACGGCAGCCAGGCUGGAAGAAUUGCGAGUACAGUUUUUCUCUUCAUCUUUUCUGUAUUUUUCGCCAUCGGAUGGCAGGGCAUGGCUUGGCUAUACCAAGUCGAAAUCGUACCUCUUCGGAUCCGUGGCCCUGCGAACGGGCUGUCGACUAGUGCUAACUGGCUGCUUAACUUUGUAGUUGUUUUCAUCACCCCAAUUGCGUUCCAGCGCAUCGCAUACCGCACAUGGAUCAUCCUCGCCGCUACAAACUUUGCCAUUGUUCCGCUUGUCUACUUCUUCUACCCCGAAACUGCAUUCCGAUCCCUGGAAGAAGUUGAUGUGAUAUUCCAACUCGCAGACGAUGCGCCAGGAAACCCCUGGCUUACAGCCGUCAAGAUCUCCAAGAGUGAACCCCUCUGCGCUCCUCCUCCCGUAGUGCCGUUACAACGAUCGCGCCCACCAUCUCACCACCGAACACGCAGCACGAGCCAAGGCAGUAUCCACUCCGUCCGACCAGAAUGGUGGACAGAGAACCUUGCACCAGUGCCGAUCAACGCUCGUAGUAGAUCAAACAGCCAAGUCGGCAGCGUCAGCAUAGUGGAAAAUCCUAUCAACCAGCCCCACGUCCGCCGCGCCUCCUCCCGCAUAUCCCUACAAAGCAGGAGCGCCAAUGUCUCAAACAAUGCUCUAAACCGCUUCAUCAACCCCGAUCUUCUCGCCGACGCCGAAGACGACUACGAUCAACCAUAUCGCAGAUCAGCAUCUUCGCAUGUCCAGCCCCAGCUUCUCCACCAUUUCCCUUCUUCAUCGUCGUACAACGACCCACACCACAGCCGUCGCUCUGACGUUGAUUUCUUCAUCGAUAUUAAUAACGAAAGGGAUACGACUAAGUAG
Pyrenophora tritici-repentis Pt-1C-BFP is the source of this 1779-nucleotide messenger RNA. Lineage: Eukaryota; Fungi; Ascomycota; Dothideomycetes; Pleosporales; Pleosporaceae. The record is from RefSeq and is a predicted model, not a curated record.